This is a messenger RNA of Diatraea saccharalis (sugarcane borer), 1106 nucleotides long. Lineage: Eukaryota; Metazoa; Arthropoda; Insecta; Lepidoptera; Crambidae. The record is from the annotation of a GenBank genome assembly.
AAUCAUGGCGAGCACGUCGAGGAUCGAGGCUAAUAAAGUUGUGUGCUAUUCUCAUCCCGAUGCACCCCUCAUCGAAGACUACAGGGCUGGGGACAUGAUAUGUUCCGAAUGUGGACUCGUUGUUGGUGACAGAGUUAUAGAUGUGGGUUCAGAAUGGCGUACUUUCAGCAAUGAGAAAUCUGGGGUAGAUCCAUCUCGUGUUGGUGGUCCCGAAAACCCAUUACUAUCCGGUGGUGACUUAUCAACUAUGAUAGGACCAGGACGAGGAGACGCCUCGUUCGACAGUUUUGGAGUAUCAAAAUAUCAGAAUAGGAGAAAUAUAAGCAGUACAGACAGAGCACUUAUAAAUGCUUUCAGAGAAAUAAACACUAUGGCUGAUAGAAUAAACUUACCCAAAACUAUUGUAGACAGAGCAAAUAAUCUAUUUAAACAGGUACAUGAUGGUAAAAAUCUAAAAGGUCGAGCUAAUGAUGCUAUAGCUUCAGCCUGUUUGUACAUUGCAUGCAGACAAGAAGGUGUGCCCCGAACAUUUAAAGAGAUCUGCGCUGUCAGUAAAAUCAGUAAAAAAGAAAUUGGAAGGUGUUUCAAAUUAAUACUCAAGGCGCUGGAAACAUCUGUAGACCUUAUAACUACAGCCGAUUUUAUGUCUCGGUUUUGUUCGAAUCUUGGGCUGCCCAAUUCUGUACAAAGGGCCGCUACACAUAUUGCAAGGAAGGCUGGCGAGCUUGAUAUUGUCUCUGGUCGCAGUCCUAUUUCAGUUGCUGCAGCUGCAAUUUACAUGGCCUCUCAGGCAUCCGAUGACAAACGCAGUCAGAAAGACAUCGGUGAUAUCGCAGGAGUGGCUGACGUCACCAUCCGACAGUCCUACAAGCUUAUGUACCCGUUUGCAGCUAAACUAUUCCCAGAAGACUUCAAGUUUGCCACACCCAUAGAGUUCCUACCACAGAUGUAGAAUAACUCCCACAGAAUAUAUGCCUCCAUGUUGUAACUAUAUUUAUUCUAAGAUCAGAUGGGUAAGAGCAUUCAAUGAAAUACAUUGUGAUACAUAUUCAAGUUUUAGUUAUGUACCUUCUGUUUUUCUUGUAACAGUUACACAUUGACUGUGA